Molecule: messenger RNA, 1555 nt
Organism: Dreissena polymorpha
Lineage: Eukaryota; Metazoa; Mollusca; Bivalvia; Myida; Dreissenidae
Product: ribosome biogenesis protein NSA2 homolog
Exons: 7
Coding region: 129-911 (260 amino acids)
Biological process (GO): maturation of 5.8S rRNA; maturation of LSU-rRNA
Cellular component (GO): nucleolus; preribosome, large subunit precursor
Source: RefSeq, a predicted model, not a curated record
GUGAUGUCAAGUUAUCCCCCUUUUCAACAACAACAACAACAAGAAACAUAAACAAGAAACGUGCAAUAGACAAAUUAUUACAUUUCUUAACAUAAGUUGGUUUAUUAUUCGCGAAAUAAUCUAGCAUAAUGCCCCAGAACGAACACAUAGAACUUCACAGAAAACGCCAUGGCUACAGACUUGACUACCAUGAGAGGAAGAGGAAGAAGGAGGCGCGUAAGCCUCAUGAAAUGUCCAAAAAGGCAAAGAAAUUACGAGGCAUUAAGGCCAAACUGUACAACAAACAGAGGCACUCAGAGAAAAUUCAGAUGAAAAAGACCAUUAAAAUGCACGAGGAGAGAAAGACAAAACAGAAGACAGAUGACAAUGUCCCAGAGGGGGCUGUGCCCGCAUAUCUGCUGGAUCGUGAAGGUCAGAGUCGUGCAAAGGUCCUUUCAAACAUGAUUAAACAGAAACGAAAGGAAAAAGCGGGUAAAUGGGAGGUUCCCAUUCCUAAAGUGAAAGGAAUGAGUGAAAAUGAAGUGUUCAAAGUAUUAAAGACUGGCAAAAGUAGAAGAAAGGGCUGGAAGAGAAUGGUUACUAUGCCAUGUUAUGUGGGAGAAGGGUUCACCAGGAAACCGCCAAAGUUUGAACGAUUCAUCCGACCAAUGGGUCUUCGAUACAACAAGGCUCAUGUAACACACCCUGAAUUGAAGGCUACAUUCCACCUUCCAAUCAUCGGUGUGAAGAAGAACCCCACCUCUCCACUAUACACAUCUUUAGGAGUUCUCUCCAAGGGCACAAUUAUUGAGGUGAAUAUCAGUGAGCUAGGUCUGGUCACGCAGGGAGGCAAGGUGGUCUGGGGAAAAUAUGCACAGGUUACAAACAAUCCUGAGAAUGAUGGCUGCAUCAAUGCUGUACUUCUUGUUUAAUGGCUGUCUCAAAGAAAUAGACAAAAAUGGAAAAACUUGUAAUAAGACCUAUCAAAUGUCUAAAUGAUGGAAAAUGACUAUAACUACAGUGUUGUUAUAAAAUAUCAAUAUUUCUUGAAAACCGAGAUUAUUUUAACUUCUCUAAGAAGAAAAAAAGAGUAAAAAAAUAUUUGUCUUUUUCUCUUUUUUUUGCCACAAAAUUACUAAACAAAUUAUAGAAUGUAAGGUUAUUAGUUGAAACCUGAAUGACAUCUUGUCAUUUCUUGCUGGCUUCUUUGAUGAUUUAUGUAAGCACUGAGGAUAUUGAUAUUUUUGUUGGAAACUGACAUAUUUUCUGGGUAGAGAUGGAGCAAUGUUGAAUGGCUAAAUAUACCAACAAGACUAACAUGUACUUAUAUGUGCCUUCAUAUUUAAUCUUGAAUUAAGCAUAAACAAUUAAACAUGUAUGUCAGCAGUAACAUGGGCUAUUCUUGUUCCGUGUUUUGUCAAUCUGGUUGAAAUGAUUGGUAUCAUGCUCUUACAAAAGAUGGACAUUUCUGUUGUUGUUGUUGUUUAAAGCUGACAUGAAGCAUGUCAGACUGUCUUAAAUCAUAUUUCGAUGUGAUUUCUAAGAUGUGUUUUCCAUGAAUAAAACUACAAGAUCU